CCCAUGAUCUCAUCGUAAUCUUCCCCGUCUCCCCAUUCCGACCCCUAUAAAUUGGCCGACGCUUUCCUCUCCUCUUCUCUUCCCACUCUUCCCCGCCCCAGCCUCCGUUUACUUCCUCCGACCAAAUCCUUAAUCUCAGUCUAGUUUCUCCGCCCGACGUCUAUCGGGUUCGGGCUCCUCUCCAAUCCACCUCCGGUUCAUCCUGGAAUCCUACUCGCCUUCGAUAUCUUCAAGAAUUAGGGCUUGGCCAACCAUCUCAAAACCCUAGGAUCGCUCUUAUCACCCGAUCCCUGCUUCGAAGGCCGAGCGUCCUCUUUUUUGGUGCCAGAAGCCCUUAUUUUUUUUUUCUCGGCCUGGGCUCCUCGCUCGGAGGCGGGGCUGAGCUCGAUCGCCCUGCCGGGGGGCUAGCACCGUCCUGUCAGAACCCAUGAACGCCGCCGCCGUCCUCGGCGGAGCCGUUCCGGUGCCCUCUUUUCAGGCAGCCAGAAAGGAGUGGCGUGCCGUCACCGAGCACUCCUUCCGGAGCAGUGGAGGCGAGAAACAAGUGUGUGUUAAAUCGGGCCAAUCAGCCGAGAGAACAAUAUAUGAGGUGCAGGAGGGUACAAGCCUGCUGGAUGUGGAUCCUUGUUCAGUUACUACUGAAGGUGUUGGUGAGUUGAAUGAUGAUAUAUUGCAGCAGAAGCUGCAAGAAAUCACGAGGCAGAGAGAAAGGCUUCAGCAAAUGGAGAUUGAGCUCCGAGCUAGGGCGAUUGCCAGAUCAGAUAUCCUGGAGGUGCAGAAUAGUUUUGAAGGACAGCUAAAGGAGCAAAUAGAUUUCAAUGCUAAUCUAAAGGAGCAACUACAUGAACGGGAGCAACACAUACUUGAAUUGGAGAUGAAACUAGAAGAGAAGGAUAGAGAGCUACAUGCUAUGAAAAUUGACACUGAAGAAGCAUGGGCAAAAGAGGACCUUCUCAGAGAACAAAACAAGGAGCUAGUAGCUUUCAGAAGGGAGCGGGAUAAAUUGGAAGCAGAAAGAGCACAACUUCUGAACCAAAUACGUGAUCUCCAAGAGCAUAUUCAAGAGAAAGAGAAUCAAUUUUUUGCACUGCAAGAACAGCAUAGAGUCGUACAAGAAACUAUCCUUUUCAAGGAUGAACAGUUAAGGGAGGCGCAAGCUUGGAUCGCACGUGUUCAAGAAAUGGAUGCUUUGCAGUCUUCUACUAACCAGUCAUUACAAGCUGAGCUACGAGAACGUACUGAGCAGUUUAACCAAUAUUGGAUAGGUUCUCAACAGCAGUUUGUCGAAAUGGAGCACUAUCAUAUGCAAGCUAUCCAGCAGCUUCAGCUAGAGUUGGCUGAGGCAAGGGGAAAUAAUAGAAUGUAUAUAGAUGGUUUGCAAGUUACUCAUGAGAACUCAGUGGAUUCAUCUUCAUAUGAUGGAAACCAGAUCAAUGUGAAAGAUGAUGGAAAAUCAGAUACUCACUUGGGAUUCACAUCUAAUGGAAGUGUAGAUAGGACCAUGCCUCAUGUUUCGGCUUCCAAUUCUUCUACUAAGGCUGAUCCUCUCCCCAGUGUUUCAGUUGUGCCUUCUUCCAUAAUUAGUAUGAAUGCCUUAAUUCCUCCUGGCCAAAUGUCUGCAAUGCAUAGUUACGUAAUGGAUCCACAGUCUGUAGCAUCCACCAAUUCUCCUAUUCCUCAGUCUCACAUGGGUCAUUUUCAAUCAAUGCCUAUGGUUCCACCUCACCAACUUUGGCAAAAUCAUCAGACUGCAUCAGACAUCUCACAGAUACCUAAUCAGAGCAAGUUCGUGACAUCCCAAACAGAGCAAGAUAUUUUAAGACCAGAUACCCAUUCUAGCUCCAAUCUGCUUGGUGAAAGACAGAUGGUCCAUCCUGACCAACUUAACAGCCACACAGACCAGCAACGGAUGUCUGGCCCUCCAGGCAAUGAUUCAAGUGAAAAACCUCAGAACACAUUUACCCAACAACCACAAGGGACCGUAGAUGCACCUUCUCACUUGGAUUCAGCAAGAGAAUUCUACCCACCAGAAAAGAAGAAUGAACCUGGGGUUGAGGCCAGUAUAACUGCAGGGAACCAAUCACAAGAUCAGGUGUUCGAAUCUGAACAACGUCUAACUUCUGGCAUCAUGUUAUCUGCCAGUCAAAGUAGCUCCUCUAUCAGUUUAAAUGGUACUGAAGAAUCUGCUGUAUCGGCUGCACCUGAUUCAAGUAUUUUGAUGCCUGGUAAACCACUAGUGGAACCCAAUCUUUUAGAUGAAAGAUCACUUUUGGCUUGCAUUGUCCGUGCUGUUCCUGCCGGAUCAGAUGGUAGAAUCAGAAUCAGUACAACACUACCAAAUAGGCUUGGGAAAAUGCUUGCACCCCUUCGCUGGCACCAUUACAAGAAGUACCAUGGAAGGCUUGAUGAUUUUAUUUCACAUUAUCCUGAAUUAUUUGUUAUUGAAGGGGACUUUAUUCACCUUCGCGAGGGAGCACAACAAAUUAUAUCUGCAACUGCUGCUGUUGCCAAAGUUGCUGCUGCUUCUGCAUCUUCUGCUCCUUACACAUCAUUAUUGCAUUCAGUUGCUGUCACUCCUGUUGCUCAAAUCAGUCGCCAGAAAAUGGCACAAUCAAUUGAAUCAAAGGUUGCAAACACCAUGCCUUCUGCAGUUGGUGCUGCUGUUACUGAUAUUGGAGAUUCAAGUAACAACUGCUCCCAGCUUUUGACAAAACAGAACCAACAACCAAAUGGUAUCAGAGUUAACAUUAUUCAGGGGCUAUCAGAUGUCACAAUUUCAAGUAAAUUAAAGAAUGUCCAAGAAGCUAAUGGUUUCCCAUCUGAAUUCCAAACUGGCCAUUCCUCUUUCAACUUUAGUGUUGGAAGUGCACCAAACCUUGAUAAAACAGGUUUGUCCUCUUCGCAAUGCAAAGGACCAAGUAAUGGAAGACAUAGUUUUGGAGGGAAGCAGCAAGGGAGGUCAACUGGAGCUGGCUUGAUUUCAAGGAGAUAGUGUUACCAGUUGAAACUUGCAACCCAAUUACUUGGAUGGAAAUUGCAGCCAAACAAAGUUUGGAAUUUAUUUCAGGAUAAAGCUCUCUGAUCAUCUUUUCCCAGGUUUUUAUGUUGAACCAUAACCAGGGGCUUUUCCUUUGUGUGAAUUUUUUCUUCUCUGCCAACUUGUACUUGAGUUCAUGUUUCAAAUUGAAAGUGAAAAAAAAAGAACAAGAAUUCUUUGCAACUGUGCAAAUUUUAAUGCAACGACUUGACUUGAUUUGAUGAUUAGUUUGAUAGUCUUUGUUCCUGGUUCAAAUACCCAGAUGCCAGAUAGAUAAUUACAUUGCUUCCACAUGAUGAUUUUGUGGCGAUGCAUGUUGGAGAAAGAGGAAGAACGUUGCUAUGCCGAUUACAAUUUCCUUUGGGACGGGCUCAGAUAUUUGGAUGGUAAAUUGGUGUUGGGAAACUAGCAGAGGUGCAUCAGCUUUGAAUGCUUUGGGAUACUCGUCUCGACUUGUUCAAGUCAAAAUAAGUUAGACUUUUCAAGUAAGAGGGGACAAGUUUUUAUCAGACGCGUCAUGUCUACAACUUCGGCUAUAUAGAGAGAUGAUGAGAUGAGCACUAGCCAUGGUUGCUCAAAGGGGCGUUUCGUGAAUCCCUUGUUGCCAUUCAUAUUCGAUGUCGCAGGUAUUUAUUUAUUAUGUUCGAGUAUAUUCUCAUUGAUCUGGUGUCAGGAAUGAAGCAAAUAUAGCCUUUGGAUUCUGUAAAUGAAGGCAAACUUGAUCAGUCUGAGCAAAAGAUAUCUGGUGUCUCCUAAGAACACUAUUGCUUAUAUUUGUUAUACGUGGAAUCUUAGAAGCCCAAAGGAUCGCAUGAGAUGUCAUAUUUUGGUUAGAUGGGAAAACCUCAAGGCAUUAUAUUUUUCAUUUGUGAUUUUGCAGGUAGAAUGUUCUUGUGAGGGAAACCAAGCGAAAACUAAUGAAUUCAUUACCGUACAGGAAGUUUGGAAUAGGCAUCGAAGGAGGGAGCUUACCAGGUUGAAGGUCAUGCUGCUCCUAAUAUAGUGGAGGCUCGUAACUAUAAGAAUCCCCUUUCUGAGUAGAUUAUUUUCAGAUCAUCCUAAGAUAAAUUUUAUCAGAUCAUCAUAGCAAAUCGUAGGAUCAAAAGUCGUUCUUGGAAAACAACCAAAAAAAAAAAAAAAAGAAAAUUCCCACCAACAAGAUUGCAAACCAGGUCAGGAAAUCUAGCACUAUUUUAUUUGUGAAAAAGAAGGAAAACUUCUCUUAUCGUGUUUUGAUUUAAUAGUUUAUUUUCUAUUUGGAUAAAAAAAAUAUUGAGCUUAGAUCAAAAAUAAUAAUGAUCCAGAUUCUUGGAACACUUGUCUGUAUUCCUCCACCCCCCAUCUUUACCCGACCAAAACGCAAACACCUGGCCGUCGCUGUUGGGGCGGCUAUAAAAGCCGGGAUGGCAAGGGGAUCGAAGAAAGGCAUCAUAGGAGGGGGGAGAGAGAGAUGGGGUUCCUCUUCCGGGUGAGGUUGGCAUCCUUCUUUGCCGGCGCCGCCACAGCGUCCAUUGCCGGCUUCUAUCUCCUCUACAGGGACUACAUGCUCUCCCAUGACGCCAUCGCCCAACAGGUGAAUGGAAUCUAUGGAACUCUUGAUGAACGUUAUGAAGCUCUAAACAGGCGUGUCACGGCUCUGGAAACUCAGAAGGAAGCUGAAGCCACUGAAUCUGCAGGGGCAUCUGGUUAGAUUGAGAUGUUUGUUGCUUCCAAACUGCUACACUUUGCUUCCUUCCUGAUGUUUGUUCAGAUGCUGCAUCGUUAGAGAUGCUUGCAACAGUACAUACUGGAACUGGAUGUGCAAAAAAAAAAAAUCCCGAAAUGGUACUCAUAAUCACACUUGGCAUUGUUGUUCUAUUGCUCAUCAAUAAUGUUGGGGCUACUUAGUUUUUAA
This is a messenger RNA of Musa acuminata AAA Group (dessert banana), 4931 nucleotides long. RefSeq lists its product as uncharacterized. Bases 428 to 2992 code for a protein of 854 amino acids. NCBI's taxonomy places the organism in Eukaryota, Viridiplantae, Streptophyta, Magnoliopsida, Zingiberales, Musaceae. The record is from RefSeq and is a predicted model, not a curated record. The transcript is spliced from 17 exons.